AGAAAAGUGGAAAAGAUUAUUUAAAAAAAGAAACGCAUGAGAAAAAGACGGCCCUCACGAAGCAGCUAUAAAUAAAGGAAGUUUAGUUCCUCUUUGGUCCCUCACUCUCUCUCUCUAGAUUCUGCGCUUCUUUCCUUUCCGAUUUUCCGGUCAUCUUUUUCACUUCGCCAUCACACAGAUCUCAAACCCCAUAACUCAAAAGCCACUAUAUUUUCACAUCAGUUUUCGGUGCGAAAAUGGUCGACGUGGAUCGGAGGAUGGCCAGUCUGAGCCCGGCCCACGCAGCCGCCCUCCGCCGUCUCUCAGCCCGCGCCGCCGCACCGUCAACUCCUCCGGUGAGGAAUAGUCUCACCUCUUUUUCCACUUUAGCCAACAAAGUAAUCGCCCACUUGAGGAGUUCGGGUAUCCAAGUGCAACCGGGUUUGUCCGAUGCCGAGUUCGCUCGGGCCGAGGCCGAGUUUGGGUUCACGUUUCCGCCGGACCUCCGCGCCAUUCUCUCCGCCGGCGUUCCCUCUGCCGCAGGAUUUCCAGAUUGGUGGUCUCCCCGAGCGCGCCUCCACCUCCGCGCCAUGGUCGAUCUCCCCAUCGCCGCCGUGUCCUUCCAGAUCGCGAGAAACACCCUUUGGUGCAAGUCCUGGGGCUCGAGACCCGCCAACCCGGAGAAGGCGUUGCGGGUCGCAAGAAAUUCGCUGAGAAGAGCUCCUCUUAUGAUCCCAAUUUUCGGUCAUUGUUACAUCCCUUGUAACCCGUCUUUGGCGGGUAACCCGGUUUUCUUCGUCGACGAGACCCGGAUUUUCUGCUGCGGCUCGGAUCUAUCCGAUUUCUUUGAGCGUAAGUCUGUGUUCCGGUGCUCCGAGUUGAGCCCGGGGAUCAUCCGUCCGAUGAGCGAGAAAUCCGCCGGAUCAUCCUCGGAUUUUUCCCGGAGUAGCUCGGAUUCGGGUCGGGCAAACUUGUCGGGUGCUACGAGAUGGGUCGAGUUCUGGAGUGACGCGGCGAUGGAUCGCCGCCGGAGAAACUCGGCGUGUUCGCUGUCGUCGUCACAUUCAUCGUCGCCGGACUGGUACUCGGACCUGCCCAGAUCCGAGAUUCCGAAAUGGGUGGAGGAGUACGUCAAUCGGAUCGGGUCGGUGCUGAGAGAAGGCGGAUGGAGCGAGUCCGACAUAAAUGACGUCAUCAACGUGUCGUCGUCGGGGUUCUUGGAGGGCGAAAUGGUAAUUUUGGACAACAGAGCGGUGCUCGAUGCUCUGCUUCUGAAAGCUGGUCGGUUCUCGGAGUCACUCCGGAGAGGCGGAUGGAGCUCGGAGGAAGUUUCCGAUGCUUUAUGCUUCGAUUCCCGACCGGAGAAGGAGCGGAAACCGACGAAGAAGCUCUCGCCGGAGCUCCUCAAACGUAUCGGGGAACUGGUCGAGUCCGUUUCCCGGUCGUGAUUCUUUUCCCCUCAUUAUGAAUCUCCUUAAUCGCAUACAAAACACGUAUAAGUUACUGUAAUCUUUUACAUAUUUCCCCUAUUUUUGUCACUGAUGGAAAAAAAAAAAGAAACAGGAGAUGAAAAUUGGAAAGAUUAAUAAAAUCGGGAAUUUGUACAUUAAUGUCAAUGUGGGG
This is a messenger RNA of Tarenaya hassleriana, 1602 nucleotides long. RefSeq lists its product as uncharacterized. The record is from RefSeq and is a predicted model, not a curated record. The transcript has a single exon. NCBI's taxonomy places the organism in Eukaryota, Viridiplantae, Streptophyta, Magnoliopsida, Brassicales, Cleomaceae. The coding region runs from base 237 to 1427 and encodes 396 amino acids.